Molecule: messenger RNA, 1263 nt
Organism: Durotheca rogersii
Lineage: Eukaryota; Fungi; Ascomycota; Sordariomycetes; Xylariales; Xylariaceae
Exons: 3
Coding region: 125-1195 (356 amino acids)
Biological process (GO): retrograde vesicle-mediated transport, Golgi to endoplasmic reticulum
Cellular component (GO): SNARE complex; membrane; endoplasmic reticulum
Source: RefSeq, a predicted model, not a curated record
AGAUUCCGUCACGUCAACGCCUCUACAGCUUCCAGUUGUUUAACGGGAAAUCCCCGCCUCCAACUCCCCCCCAAAUGGACGUGUCGCUCAGUUGAUUGCCGUCUUCCUGUACUGUUAUCCCGCCAUGACCGACCUCACGCCGGUUUUCAAUGGCCUUCUCAAGCCGCACGAGGUCUCCACGUCGAAAGGGAGCUUCAGCUUCGACGACCUGGACGAUUUCUUGAGGGAGGCUUACCGAAUAAACUCUCACAUCGUUUCGCUCCAUGCCGAUCUCAGGAAUAUCCGACAAUCCUACCUCUCGACCGCCCAGCCGCGGAAAACGCUGAUCCGGACCGCCCAGAAAGACGGACAACCGCGGCCGCUCUCGAACCGAGAACGCGAGGAGAUCGACGCGAACGCCAAAAAACUACUUCGGGAGCUCAACGCCAGCAUCCGCCAUCUCGCCGAUGUCGAGCAAGCCCGAUCCGAGAUCGCGUCCAAGGUGAUCCAGAAGAAAUUCGCCGCCCGCGGCCUGGGCGCGCUGGGCGCGUGGGCGGCGGGCGGGUCGCCGGUCGACAAAUCGCCCGCGCACGUCGCGGCGGAAGAGCGCGCGAGCGCUCUCAGCACGCACCGGGACAGCAUCUUAUGGCUUCUACGACACCGACUACAGGGAUGCGUCAAGACGCAGCAGGACAUGAUGGAGAGGCGACUGACAAGAGAGAUGGAGAAGACUAGGAGUGUGCUGGCCAAGUCACAGAGGCAGGGCGGUCCGCCUCUCGGCGCGUUAGGAAACGCGCAGGAGGCGGGAGGCGCGGCUGAACCGCGGAGGAGACCAAGUCAAACCGCACCACCACCCGACGAGACGCCACCCUACGCACCGGCUGGAGGGGAUCUGACGGCGGAGCAAAUCCAAAUGUUCGAGAGGGACAACCAAGACAUGCUUAAACAUUACGAGAGCACACUGGACCAAGUUAGGACGGCGGAGAAGUCGCUGAUGGAGAUUUCGGAGCUCCAGACGCAGCUCAUCGACACGCUGACGACGCAGUCGGCGGGCAUCGAGCAGCUGGUCUCGGACUCGGAGAAGACGGCGGAGAACGUCGGCGGGGGCAACAGGCAGCUGAAGCAGGCGACGCAGAAGGCGAGCCCGGCCAGGUACACGUUCUUCGCGACGUGCGGGCUGUGCGCCUUCUUGAUCGUAUGGGAUCUGGUCAUAUGAUCCGCGAGCGAGGUGAGGAUAUGAUGUAUGUAGAGACAACUACCUCUUUUCCCGCUGCACGAAGGAGA